UGCCGCACCCCAGGGAUGAAUAACACGCUUUUCUUAUGUUGCGACCAAACUUCCCGCGUUGACACUCAGCGGGGUGACUCGGAUCUCUCCCCUCUUCCUCCAACUCCAACUCUCUAUCGCUCUCUACCUUUUUCCGGUUCUUUGCAAAAGUGUUUUACACUAAUCAAGAUGGCCAAACGCACGAAGAAGGUCGGAAUCACCGGUAAAUAUGGCACUCGCUACGGUGCCUCCCUUAGGAAAAUGGUGAAAAAGAUGGAAAUCACACAACACAGCAAGUACACCUGCUCUUUUUGCGGCAAAGAAGCAAUGAAACGCAGCGUUGUAGGAAUUUGGUCAUGCAAACGAUGUAAGAGGACAGUUGCUGGUGGCGCAUGGGUAUAUUCCACAACUGCUGCCGCUUCAGUAAGAUCAGCAGUGCGCCGAUUACGUGAAGUAAAAGAACAGUAAAUGUAUUUAAUAAAUAUCUUUUUGUCAAUA
Cataglyphis hispanica is the source of this 477-nucleotide messenger RNA. RefSeq names its product 60S ribosomal protein L37a (gene RpL37A). The transcript is spliced from 4 exons. Lineage: Eukaryota; Metazoa; Arthropoda; Insecta; Hymenoptera; Formicidae. Gene Ontology annotation, biological process: translation. Bases 16 to 447 code for a protein of 143 amino acids. The record is from RefSeq and is a predicted model, not a curated record. Gene Ontology annotation, cellular component: ribosome. Gene Ontology annotation, molecular function: structural constituent of ribosome.